Messenger RNA from Mercurialis annua (annual mercury), 1443 nucleotides. Its product is annotated as VAN3-binding protein. The transcript has 8 exons. The coding region runs from base 142 to 1296 and encodes 384 amino acids. NCBI's taxonomy places the organism in Eukaryota, Viridiplantae, Streptophyta, Magnoliopsida, Malpighiales, Euphorbiaceae. The record is from RefSeq and is a predicted model, not a curated record.
UAAUUAACUUAGACAUUUAUAUUUAAAGCAUGUUAUAAACAUAUUGAAACUUUGUAAUAAAAUUCCUCCCUUCAUUUGUGUUUCUAAAUCACCUCAAGUUAUUAAGACACAUUCCUGAGACUAAUUAACACUUUGAUUAGAAUGAUGAUGACAAGUCCUUCUGAUGCUCAUCCUGAGACUAUGGAUUUUCUGUCGACUGCUUGGUGUAAUUUUGCUGUUCAAACCCUCCAACCGCCGGACAAGCCGAUCAUUCUUCUUGAUAAUCAAUUGAAGACUUUUGAUUGCGAUGUCAUACCGCCUUUUAUGAAGAUGGAAAAGAGUGUAAAAAUGGAGGAUGAAUUCAAGUCUCUACCACCAUGGAAAUCCAAUGAUGUGAAGUCGUGGAUAUGGAUGCAACAAGCAAUGCAUCCUGAGAUCAAUUACAACAGCUGCUUUCGAAAGAAAUGGGUCCCGUGGAAAAAUGUAGUACCAUUUAAAACAUUAUCAAUAAAGAAAUGGAUAAAAGACAUAAAGCAAAAGAGAAAAGAAGAAGACAGAUUACAAAGAGCCGAAGUACAUGCAGCUAUAUCAGUUGCAGGAAUAGCUGCUGCCUUGGCUUCAAUUGCUGCUGACAAUACAAAAACAGAUGACUCGAAUUCCGCUAAGGACGACGCCGUAGCAUCCGCGGCGGCUUUGGUGGCGGCGCAAUGCGCAAAGGUGGCCGAAGCAAUGGGGGCGAAAAGAGAGCAGCUCAGCAGCAUCAUAGGAUCGGCCAUGAGUGGUACAAGCGCUACUCACAUCCUAACACUCACUGCUGCUGCUUCCACAUCACUAAAAGGAGCAGAAACUCUGAAGGCAAGAACAGGAUACAGGAACAAAUUAACCGGAAGUGCACCUGUGCUACCCAUCCAAGACAACAAUGAAACAGAUUUUGAUUUCCAGAAAUGCAGAUCAAUUCUUGCCCAUGGCAUACACCUUCAUGUCGAAACACCAGAUGGAAAUUUUAGAGUGAGAUCAGUAUCUAUUGUUAUGAAUAGCCAAGCCAAGGUUAUUCUAAAAUUGAGAAAGCUCAAUUUGUUAAAAAGCAAGAAGGAAAGUAUUAUAAUGGACGUGCAUGCAGAAUUAUACAAAGACUCAGAAGCUGACGAAGAAACAGAAACCUGUUAUCUAAUUGUAUUAACCACAAAUGAAGGGAUAAUAAAGCUAGACAUGGGUGAUGAUUUUCAUAGGUACAACACAUGGGCUGCAACUAUUAACCAUAUGCUCAUACUCUCUACUUCUUUUGCAAAAUAUGAGCUUCAAUUUUACAAAAAUUGAAACCCAAUCUUAUAUAAUGUAAUGUUUUUUUAAUUUUCAUGAUUUGUACUUUGAUUAUGCAAUUAUAUAUGUUGUCAAUUUAAUAUCAUAAUUUAUGUACAAUACAAAAAAUAAAUUUUUUCCAAGCAUUGUGGAACUUGAUUUUGA